AUGGCGGCGCAACUUGAGACACAGGGGCUUACGGAGCAGGGAUCUCUGAAACCUGACGUGCUGCAGGAACAGGAACAGGAGGAGGGGCGGAUGAGACCAAGCCUACAAUUUACUGGUCAUCAACUCUUUUACGUCUUUGGUUUGGAUGGUGUGGGUGCCAUGCUUUUAUCCGGUGGCGUUAAUUUUGCAUUGGCUUACCCCAUGUACACCACUCAAGACACAGUCAACAACCCAAUACGCUUGUUUCAACUGCCGAACACUCUAUCGGGCGAUGCCGCUGUCACCAUCAUCAUCCAGUGCAUCCUUACCUGGUUCGUCGAGAUGGGUCUUGUAAGCUACGAUCUCUCCAAGCGGUCCGUCCAACCCGUCGGCUUCAUGCCCGAGCCAACAUCCCAGUGGAUGCGAUGGCUAUUCUUCCUACCACCCAAGACCGAGAAAGCGCCACCGCCUGAAGACUCUUCAUUGAUCAACACCAUCGUGCAAGGAGCACUACGAGGCUUCAUGUUUGCAAUUGCAGGCUUUGUACUCCUCUGGCCACUCUCUGUAGGCGUGUUGACCACGGUCGGUGAACGCGACGGCGGAGACUGGCGGUAUGAAGAUCGAUGGACACCGCAGGCUUUCAAGGCUAUUCUUGGUGGAGUUCUGAGUUUGCUGACGACGCCUUUGAUGGCUCUGUUCUGGCUUGUCAAGGCGGGCUGGGAGGGGAAUGAUGAGCGGUCUGAUGCUAGAGAGUCGAGGCGGGUUCAGUAUGCGAAUGCGCCCGUCUCCGCUGUUUAG
Fusarium coffeatum is the source of this 777-nucleotide messenger RNA. RefSeq lists its product as uncharacterized. NCBI's taxonomy places the organism in Eukaryota, Fungi, Ascomycota, Sordariomycetes, Hypocreales, Nectriaceae. The coding region runs from base 1 to 777 and encodes 258 amino acids. The record is from RefSeq and is a predicted model, not a curated record. The transcript has 2 exons.